This is a messenger RNA of Bombus huntii, 4343 nucleotides long. RefSeq lists its product as uncharacterized. Lineage: Eukaryota; Metazoa; Arthropoda; Insecta; Hymenoptera; Apidae. Bases 444 to 2702 code for a protein of 752 amino acids. The transcript has 7 exons. The record is from RefSeq and is a predicted model, not a curated record.
CGCUUAUCAUGCACACUCUCGAUCGGAAAAUUAUGUAAUCGCUAGCAAAUGUAGGUCUGACAAUGAAACUUGACCGGCAUAUUUACACAGUAAACACGAAGUCGUCGAUAAAACAGCCUUCCCUCACGUUUUAUUCUAUGUUUCUAUUUGUCCAUGUAGAAAUUUUAACGAUUUACAGGUGUCACGAUAAACCAACUGGUCGAAUAGAGAUUCUGACCCUUGCUGAUGCAACCACUUAUCACCUGGAGGAACAGCUCCGAACGAUGUAUCGGGUUUCAGAACAUAUUGUAUACCGAUUUGUUUCCUUGGUAACGGCUUGUAGCAGGCGCACUUCGCUUUGGUCGAACUGCCACAAAAUCUACAAGUAAAGCCAGUGAGGUCCAAUCAGAUCAGAGAAGUCGGUGGACCUGCAAGAAAACAGAAAAAAUUAAAAAAAGGGAAAAAUGUUGCACUCGAAGGCAACAGCUGCUCUGUUGAGGUUGAAGGAGAUAGACAAGAAGUAUAAUAUAAAACGUAACGAGAGCACGAGAGUUCAGAGUAACGUCAGCACUGAAAGUUCUCUGGAAAGUUCAUCUAGAAGUUUGCAAGUCAAAUCUAAGAUCUUAAAUGACAAGGAAGAUAGUUCAGCUGUAUCAACACCUAAUGCAGAGACGGAAUUUAGAUCCAAGGCAUUUUCUAAAUCCAAGAUGGAGAUUAAGAUUCCAUUCAACAACAUAAAAGAUGAUGAAUCCUCAAUCAGUGACAGCGUGACCUUGAAUAAGUCUUCAAAGACAUCCCCUAAAACGAGAUCCAUAAUCGAAAGUAUUGAAAUAGAAGAAGAAAGUAAAGGUUCAAGGUUGAAAGAAUUUCCUGAGAGUCUCUCAAAUCUGGAUACGAAUUCCAAAGAUAAGGUUAAAAUUCCCACGAUAGGAUCUCGAGGUUCCCCAAGGAACAAUGAUAAUUCUUCUAUCGCUACAGCGUUUUCCAGGCGUUCAGAUGUUUCUGAAACAAUUUCAGAAGCAGUUAAAUCCGUGAACGAGACUUCCUCUAAAAAAAGCGAUGAAAAAUCGUACGAACCAGAAGUGACGAUGGCUGAGGACAAUGUCCCGUUAUCGAAUAGCGAUAAUAAAGAAACGACGAUAGAAGAAGUUAUCAGGCUAAUCGAAGAAAAAAGCGAAAUCACCUCUGAACGAUCAAACACGAUGAACAAGGACAUUUCCAUGGAGAAGAUUUCCUUCAAAGAAGAACAGAAGACUAGAUACGAAGAUGACACUUUCGAAGAAGCUUCUAGUUCCAUUGAAUCAUCCAGUUCUGUCGAACAGAAGUUGGAGCAGAGUUCGGUAGAGGAUACUGUGAUUUCUGGGGUGAAACAUAUUAAGAUUACUCCACACAGGCAGACAGAGAAUGUUCAGAAGACGGUGGUCGACGAAGACAGAGACAAAGAAAUCGUGGAGUUGAUCGCGCCAAAAAUAAUGCACAGUACCAGCGAGUGUGAUAUUGGCCUCGACGAGGAGUUAUCGAAUUACGUGAAGAGAACGGAGAACAUGGACGAAGCAGGGCCGAUCAAUCUUUUGAAGCUACCUAAACAAGUAACUCCAACGCGGAGGCACGUUCGUCGAAAAAAGUACCGGAAGUUGCCCAAUGAAAACACAGAGGAGAAAACUGACUCGACUUCUGAACACGAAAGAUUAACAGAACGUAAGGAAAACAGCCAAGAGUCCAUGACAUCCACAAAAGGUGAAAAGGAUCCGAAGGAAACUUCCUUACCGACCGAGUACGGCAGAGGAGAAUUUAUUAACAGAAUAGAAACUGGAAGGUCAGGAACUAAGAUAGAAGAUGGCAGUUCGAAAACGAAUUUCAGUGAAGAGAAACUUCUAAGAGAGACUCCAAAACAGUCUGAUGUUACCUGUACUUUAAGAAAAUUGAAUAAAGAUGCAAUUAAUGCCAUAGUUAGGAGAAGUAGGGUUCAAACCCCAGUAGAAGCUUUAAGUAGCCUAAAUAAACCUAGACCUUGUAAAAAUUGUGGAACUAUAGCGAAGCUUCCAGUUGUAGAUGCUGUAGAUUAUGACAGUGAUGCUUCAUCUCUAGAAAAAUUUAAGACGGGCAAGGAGACUAAUUGUGAUCAAAGAGUUAAACAGAAGAAGACUAAGUGUAAGAAAGUUUCGAGGUCAUCGAAAAAUCGAAAAUCACCGAAUUGUAACAAAGUAGAGGGAAAGCACUCGAGAUUCGAAUGCAGACAAAUGCAUAAUCUGCGGAAGCACGCAGCAAUACUUAGACUGCAACAAGAACGCGAGGACAUCCGUAAUUACUUGCUGGAGCUGGAAGGCACGCGAUUAGAAUUUGGUCCAGGCAUGACGUCGUCUAAAUUAUCCGUCUUCAAACCUCUUGAAUUUCCAAAAAUCGCAGCAUUUGUAAAGCCUGAUGAGGAGGAUUCAAUAUUUAAAGCCAAAGGUGGGCUUGCCGAAUUACAGAAAAGAAUACUGAUGAUAAAGCAGUGCCUGAAGGAUCAAUACAUUCUUUACAGGGAUUACAGUAGUUUAGCACAGACAGUGAACUCAAAAUAUAUUCCUGCCAGCCUGGAGGAUGCAAAGAGGGUAUAUGUUUCAUUUAUAUUUCUUUGCCUAUAUAAAAAAGAGAAAAAUUCUGAAGUACCAAUACGUGUAAUCUCUACACAAAAUCUAUUAUUCACCAUAAAAUUAAAAUAUACAAUACCAUUGCGUUAAAUCCUCCUCACAGAAACCAUAUUAUUUUAGUAGAAAUCGGUCUAAGAAAAAUUACAUAACUUUUCUGGUAAAUUUCUAAUCUAAAUAAACAUUAUUUACAAUUAAAACUGAAUAGUAGCCAUUUCUCAUCAAAUUUUUCCAAAGUUACUAUUACAUUCCUAAUCUAAAAUAAGUACACGUUUACAUAAUAAUUUUUCACGGCGCACCAUUGUGUAGUACGACAAAAAAUAGUAAGAAAGACAGUAUCGACCGGUAGGAAGUACAAACGCGUAGAAAACAAUGGAAAGACAAUAGAAAUGGCUUACGAGGAAACAAGCCAAACGGGAUUCCCCUUUGCCGGAGGAAGUUUUUCGGUCGACGACAUCCACAUUCGAAAGUUUUAACGAAAUAAUCCUGUUUCAGACGAUUCGCCAGUUACAGAGAGCAACGAUUAAGAGCAGGUGACCGGUCGUUUCUACGAACCUCAUGACAAGAACCGACCAGGCACGUGCAACGUGAUUUUUCUACCGUGCCAGAGUGAACGGUGUUGUUCCGCGCAGUAUUGUGUACUGUGUAUUAUACUUCCUCUGUGAUGGUUGUGCGUCGACUUUUGCUUCGUAUUAUUGUACCAGUUUUGUGAAAUAAAUUUGUCUUGGAAGUGAUCCCAUGUUCAUUGUUACUUUAGGUUAGGCGAUUCCAAUGCAAUUUAAUGGAUAAUUACAAUUGGGAGUACAAGGGCCGACUCAAAGAAAGUUUCAAAUUAACAAUGAAAUUAUAUUUGAAUUUGAUUCUUGCGCUAGAAGUGAUUCACAACAGUUUAGACAAAGUUAUUUAACUACAAAGUAUUUUACUUUAGUUCUAUUCUGUAUUUUGUGUGAUAAAGCUGAUCGUAGAAAAAAAUCCAAAGAAAUCCAAAGAAAUCCAAAGAAAUGGGUAACUAAAACUCAAAACUUGUUACAAUAGAGAGAAUGACAAAACAAAGUGCAUUACUUAAAUAACUCAACUGAAAUCUAAUCUAAACUUUGUAAUCCCCAAUGAAUCAACAAUACUAAUUAUAGCUUAUCUUCAAACAAUCCAAUAAUAAAUCGAAAUCGCCCAUUUCAUUCUAGAUAAAAUUCCUAUUCACUCUCACAAUAAAACAGAUUUUAAAUCAAUACCAGCCAUCAAUCAUAACUUCAAAGAUUGUUUCAAAAUUCCAUUAUAAUCGAGUCUAUCCAUCAUAGCGCGCUCGAACUAAAAAAUUUGCAGCUUCUACACAAAAGCGUUGAAACAUCCAGCCGGCGUCUCAGUGAAUCGAUACCACAAUAUCAUGUUGAAAAGGGUCCGGAGAGAGAAGGGCAGACCCUACGCAGCCAUCCACGCUUUGGAGCGUGUGUACGCGUGCGUGUUGCACGCGCACGUGCAGGAGAAGCUCGAAUGAGCGGCGGUGAUGCCGGCGUUCUUUCAUUGACGUGCUGUUCGCUAUAUCCUGUAUUCUUCAGUCCCGAGCGAGCCUCUGCACGCUCGUGAUCACGGAUUUUGUGUUGGUGGCUUCUCUUGAGCAAAACAUAUUCGAAACCUUAUAAUUUUUGACAGUGACUGAAAAAUAUUUCAAAAUAAAAUAAAUCAUACUUUAGAAGAAUUUGGUGAUUGAAGUUGGAUGUCAUCUACGAUUAAUAAUUA